UGUCACAGGGAGGCUGAGCCGGGAUGCAGGCAAUAGGGCACCGCGAAUCUGAUUCAAAGUUUGGCGGGGUUGUUCCGGAAGGAGGAGGGAAGGGGGUGGUCCUGGAGACCGGGCUCGCGCCCGCCACGCCGCCUGGCGGCCUGGAACUGGAGUUGGGUGUCCCGCCGGCCGACGCCGGCGCCGCCCUUUGACACAAGGCGGAGGCAAGCGAGAGUUAUUGAUCCCGGGUUGCGGGGGGCCCGGGUCGGGGCUUGCGCUCGGGCUGGUCUGGGUCGGUCGGGAGCAGGCCAGGGAGGGCCCCCCGCCUUGCAGCAGCCAGUCUGGGGAGCGUCCUGGCGCCCGUGCGCGCGGAGGAGUGCCCCGUGUGCCGCGAGGACGCCGUCGUCGAGGACAUGCCGGGCCGCCUGUCCAAGGCCGCGGCCGACGGCGGCAACGACGACGACGACAACAUGGACACGGCCGAGGAGGAGGAGCCCCCGGUGCCGAGGCGCAGCCGACGCAUCCGCAGGAUGCCGCCCCGCUUCCAGCCGCUCGAGGCCGAGACCCGCAAGCGGCACGUCGUCGCCGAGAGCCCCGUCGACCUGCUGCCCACCGAGCUGCUGAUGCAGGUGUUCCGUCACGUGGACAUGCACACCCUGGUGUCCGUGUCGCAGGUGUGCCACCGCUUCCGCGACGCGGUGCUGGCGGGCUGCGUGUGGCGGGGGCGGACGCUGUCCUGGGAGCAGCCCGGCGGCACCAAGACGGUCCUGGACAUCCUACGCCUGGCGCCGUGCCUCGAGGAGCUCAACCUGCGCUUCGGCCGCUGCUGCCUGGGUCGCUCGCUGCUCAACGGUCGCCUGCGCUGGCUGCGCACGCUCAAGAUCUCCGACACGGAGCUGUGCUCGUGCAACAUCGCGCGCGUCCUGGAGCGCUUCGGCGCCAGCCUGCAGCACCUCGACCUGCAGGUCAAGAUGACGCACAUCUCGGAGCACAAGGUGCUGGAGCUGUGGGAGAGCGUGCACCAGAUGAAGCAGCUGCGCUCGCUGCGGCUCGCGGGCUACCUGCCGUGCCGGCUGACGUACACCUUCCCGCCGCGCCCGCUCAAGGACCAGACCCUCGUCGCCGUCGACCUGCACGACUUCGAGGCGGACCACUACGUGACCAUGCUGUCGCUCGUCUCGGCGCACCACACCACCAUCAAGAAGCUGACGCUGCCGGACACGCUGAGCGAGGACGAGGUGCGCCGCGUCCUGGACCAGCUGCGCGUCGUGGAGGACAUCGACAUGGUGAUCGGCGGCCACAUCGCGCACCUCAACGGCCUGCCCGUCCGCCGGCUCACGCUGCGCCACAAGAACGAGGCGUCGUCGAGCCGCUUCCUGGAGCACGUGGCCGAGUGCACGGCCCUGGCCUGCGUCGAGGAGCUGUGCCUGUCGUGGUCCGAGGGCGACCUCCGCGACCCCGUGCUCUCCAGCCUGGCGGCGCUGUGCUCCGAGCUCGUCGUACUGCGCCUCCACAACAUGUGCGACGACAAGGCGCCGGGCCUCAUCGACACCGUCAAGGAGUUCACGCAGAUCAGCGAGCUGCACCUCAAGAAGUUCUACCCGAUGGACGUGCAGUUCAUCGACGAGCUAGCGAUGGGCGCGCUCCCCCUGCUGCGCCGCCUCACCCUCCGGGACGUGCUCAUCGGUGUGCCGCACGCCAGCUCGGCCAUGUGCGCCAGCAGCCCCUGCUACGACCACCACUUCGAGCGGCUCGCCGCGCACCGCCACAACCUCGUCUUCAUCUUCCACGACUACCCGGAGUGCUGGCACCGCAAGACCACCAUCGAGUACUCGCUCACCUGCUACUGCGACGCCUGCAUGAACUUCUACGCGCACAUGACCCGCGACUACAACGAGGGCAUCGCGCCCACCUUCUGGAAGCCGUGAACACCUCUACACUACACCGCCUUCUCUACGCCGUCCUCUUACCGCGGUACGUUAUUUCCAUGUUCAGGUCGCGGGAGUUUUCAAAUCUAGGAAAUCCAGCAAAAACAGAGGCGGAUGCAGCCAGCUCCUGUCCGACAAUUUCGCAGUAAAACAUUAAAUUCAUUUUAAAUAAAUAUUCACAUUAACAACAAAAAAUCCGUGAUUGGAUUCUUAAUCUCCUGUAAUAAUAUACUAAGUUGUAAAUAUCUAAGAGGGACCUUCUAGAUUGUCUCUUAGGUGAGGCUAUAAAAUUCAUUAUGGUUAUCCUGUCAUUUUUCGCAGCAAUCGCUGCCGUUCUUAGGAACCUCUAAAAGCAACACCACGUGGCCGAUCCGCCCCACCCCCUUCUAGUACAGUAUAAUUACUAAUACUAAACUAGUUGUACUAGAAGUAGGCGGGACGAAUCGGCCAUGCACGGCAGGAUCGUAUCGCACUUAGCCUACCCUGUCUAAUUUUUUGUUUUAAGUUUCAUUCAAUCGACGCAUGCGGGACGCCCAAAUUUCUAAUUACGUGUGAUUGUGCAAUUCUAGUAACUUUAUUCAGAUAUGGCCGCGUAUGAGGCCUGUUGUGUGGAUGUCGUGCGGUCCUCGAUGCGGUUGAUGUGUCUUUUCGUUUCGUUUUCAUCGCCCGAGAUCCAACGUAUCGGGUUGGGCGGCAAACAAAUCAACUAAAAACCUGUAGUUUGUACAUAAAGUAGACAUUUAAAACAAAAUGUAAAUAGUGUAGGAGAUUUGAACUUAGUGGAGUAUUAAAGUCGAGGGGGCAAUAACUCCCUUUUGAUGUGUACACAUUCCCAAAAUAAUUGAUUCCCAGUGAUUCACGUCCGCUUAUAUUUAUUCCUUGGGUUUUCUAGUAGUAGAAAAUGCUUAUUUCGACUAAUUUGUACAAGUUCCACUUGUUUCCCGCUUAAUUUCUGUUGAUUUCGAUUAGUUUUUAUUCUGAUGAUUCCCAUCCCAGGCAGGUGCGAUUCCCGGAGUUCUUGCCCCCUCCCCUCGGUUUACUUACCAUAGCACACAAGCUUCGUGUGUAUUUAGGGCACGUACACACAAGGAAAUGUGUGCUACGGCAAGCACACAGUUUAUUUUACAUUAUUUUACGUAUACUUACACUCUUUCUCAUGUGAACUAAGUUCACCGUUGUGUGCAGUAUAGAUUCUCUAUUUCUCAAAAAAGUGCUAGUUGGGUCUGACCAAGCGGCCUAUAUCAUCUCACUCCUUUCGAUGUUAUGUAUUGGGUAGGUUUUGCCAAUUCUGUAUGUUGGCAUGGCCGUGAAUCUUCAAUGUGCCAUUCAUUAUAGUAGUCAGCGUAUAUUGAUUGAUGGCUCUAUUUUCACUCUCCUCGUUUUCUUAUUGAGUUUUUCAACAAUGUGUCCUCGUUUACUGAUAAAAGCUUUCAGUGAUUUCACCGCAACCCAGUGGGCAGAAAAAAGUCAAAGUGAUGUCAUUUGACGUCAAAGGGAUCAUUUUGAUGUCAUUUCAAUAUCAUUUUGAUGUCAAAAUGAUAUCAAAAUGACAUCAAAAUGACCCCCUUGACGUCAAAUGACAUCACUUUGACCUUUUUUCUUCCCACUGGGAAGCUAUGGGGUAUAAAUUUAAAUUGUUCUUUGCCGACGUUGCACGGAGAGCCCUCGUCUCGGAGCACAAAAAGGUUGUGAAUCAAGUCUUCUGCGGGGGAAUCGUGCCCUGUCCCCAGCAGGGAAUUAUUUUAUGUAAUAUUAUGAUUGAGGAAUAAUAAGUUUGUUUUCAUGAAGUAUCGUCCAGAAAGUACGUAAGUUUUUUUCUGUGUUACGGGAGCUCGGCGCCUGCGAAACUCGAGGUAGGCCAACCCGCAAUACACACAUGCACUGCAGGCAAGACGUUGUCUAUCUGCCAGGCGCUUUGAGAGCUUGCAGGGGCUGAACUUGAAAAGGCUCGUGACGGCUAUCAAUGACGGACGUACUUUGUGGACGUUCCCUUACUCAGAGAUACCAAUAUGAAUAUGAUUACUUUAGUAUACGGAAUAGGUAUUCUAAGCCACCCUUGCCGCUGAGGUAGGCAACAAGUCGAGGGUUCCAACCCAAGGCCUGCAAAAGGUGACAUAAAGUUGAAAACUGUGGUGUUGAACCUUUGACCGCGAACGUUAUAAUAUUAGGAUACUGGAUAUUGUCGAUUUCAACCUAAUAGGCAAGCUUCGGGACCAGCCCUCUAUUCUUGCCUACCUUGGAAAAACGGAUGACCUAGAACACCCACCCUGUACAUGAUGUAAAUAUGUUUAUGAAAGCCCUAUCAUAAGUUCGCCCAACAAAAUUGCACAAAGGAAUAUUUAUUUUUAAAUAGGUCACGUAUGAUAUAAAAUAUCCCCUAAUUGUCCGUGUUGUUUUGCUCAUAUUUUUUUAAUGGAGUUCUGGAUGUUCUAGACUCUACACGUGACUGCGAAGGGCUCGUGUUCCCGGUAAGAUGUGAAUCACCACGUAGUGCUCAGGUCCUAACGGUUGCUGAUCCUUUUGUUCUAUCUUAUUUAUAGUCACUAGUCCUCUGACCACUUUAAGGCUGAUCAUUCCUAAAUAAGUCAUAGACCAGAACAUUCAUGGGGCUGACCACAGCCCACCCCUCUUUAGCAUUACUUAGAAUCCUACUUUUACGAGACAUUAAUUUUUAAUUUUAAGUCUUUAAUAGAGAAAAUAUAUGCAGACAGGCAUACAAACGAAGCCAUAGAUGUCUAUCUCACCUAUGACUUUGUUGAAACAUUCUGAAACCGAGAUUCGUUGGGAUGAGGAGACUUAAUUCCUUGCCCCGCGGUGCCAAUACUGUUAAGAUGCGUUGACUCGCAAAAACUUUGCCCGAAUUCUUACACUCGAGAAAAGGUUCCCCCCUGUACAUAUAUGCGUCGAGUGUGACAUGAGUGAUUCACUCGUUUUCCAUGACAAGUAUUCCCUAAGAUGCACUUAGUCGUGCAUUUCUUCGAUUUCCCUUAUUCCAUUCGUGUAUACACUUGAUAUUCGUCUUGUUGGAAGAUUCUACCCACCAUGUAGUACCUCUCUAUUUGAAAACUCCCCCAAACUCAAUAUUGUGUCAAAACUCACCUGCUUCGUAUGGCUUCAAUUGUGGACUAUCAUCAAAGAAUGUGUUGUAUUCUAGUGGAGCACCGCUCUCAACCCCACCUCACACCUCACCAGGGAGUUAACAUGAAGCCAGAUUGCUAGCCACACAAUCUCUGUUUUUGUCGUGUCUUAAUUCCUGUGAUCUUCCUUUGGAUGCGAUUUGAUUGGAAUUGAAUUUUUUCCAUGUACUAUUAUCAGCUGCAUUAAUGCAGCCUAUGUACGUUACGAAAAAUUAUCCUUAUGUACAUACUCAUUUGUACCUCUCUGAUGUGUGUGUUUGCUCAUGCACUUGUGUGCAUCUUAAUUUCUUAUAUCUUACGACGCUGUCGCCUUUUCAUAAUAAUUUCGUUGUUAGUCACCUAGCAGUGAUGGGGUAUCUUUGGUAUAGUGAAAAUGGGAGUAAAAAGUUUAAUAUCUUGACUGUGUUUUAACGAAGACUGUUAAAUGGGUAGUGCUUGACUACUUGCUGUGAGGCCUUACCUGUCAUUUUAUUCGCUAAGGAUGAUGGAAACCCCAAAGAUAUGGUUUUAUGUUGUCGCUUAAGAAAGUUAAUAGCCCUUCUAUGAGGCCAUAUUAGGAACACUGAUUAAACAGUCACAAACCUAAUGCUUCUACCAAUGUUUAAUAUGUAACCCCAUGAUUGCUUUUAAAACUAUUUAUUAGUUGUUUCUCUCGUAAAGAUGGCUCGACGCCCAAGUAUUUUUAUUUACGUUUAGGCCAAAAUAUUUUGACUGUUUCAAGCAUUUAUAAGACUUGUUAGUAGUAUGCCAUAAUUUUUUAAACUGAGCCUUACAAGUUGUUCUUAGUUACGGGUUAAUACACCCGAUGUCUAAUUUCCUUUAAGAGCAUAAAGGCCUUGUGUAUCUGAUGUGCACUACACUUGUAGGAAUUAAAAAAAUAAUAUAGUAUGUAUUUAUGUACUGUGUAUGCCACAGAUAUUAUACAACAAUAAUUAUGUAUACGUCUCUUAUAGUGUGCGUCUUUCUCGCUCUAUAUAGAGCUCUAUUGUGUCUAGUACAAUGAACCAUCGUUUGCUAAACCUAUGUGAUUUUGGCCUCGGCAUGAACAAAUAUUCUUUGCAUUUCUCAUUAUCUCAGAAUGCCUGGUUUAACUGCCACAUUCUCAAACGCAAUUUCAGUCUUAAACAAGCCUUUUCUACAAAAAAACAAAAACCAGUUUUUCUAAUGUAUGUAGCCUAUUCAACCUGUAUGUUUUUCUUGAGUAAAUGUUACAUGUUGCAAAAAUAUCAAAUAACACUAUAUCUGUGUGAAUUACUCUAUUCUCUGCACAUUAUCCUUCAAAAAAAUGAAAUAAAAAAAAUUAAAUGUUUUUAUAAAAAAAAAUGACGUUAU
Frankliniella occidentalis (western flower thrips) is the source of this 6376-nucleotide messenger RNA. RefSeq lists its product as uncharacterized. The record is from RefSeq and is a predicted model, not a curated record. NCBI's taxonomy places the organism in Eukaryota, Metazoa, Arthropoda, Insecta, Thysanoptera, Thripidae. Gene Ontology annotation, molecular function: protein binding. Bases 393 to 1907 code for a protein of 504 amino acids. The transcript has 3 exons.